This is a messenger RNA of Otolemur garnettii (small-eared galago), 1747 nucleotides long. RefSeq names its product V-set and transmembrane domain containing 2A (gene VSTM2A). The coding region runs from base 171 to 887 and encodes 238 amino acids. NCBI's taxonomy places the organism in Eukaryota, Metazoa, Chordata, Mammalia, Primates, Galagidae. The record is from RefSeq and is a predicted model, not a curated record. The transcript is spliced from 5 exons.
CCCUCUCCCUACAGCCAGUCCUUGCCCGGCCAGCAGCAGGAUGUGUGCAGUGUCGGUGUCGGUGUCGUGUCCAAGGCACUGAGACAGAGCCUUCUGAUACGCUUGCAUUCUUUUCUUUUAGGGGUUUUUGGCUGUUGGAUACAUUGAUGUGACCCCCUCCCUUUACUGGAAUGAUGGGGAUCUUUUUGGCAUAUGUCGGAUUUGUUUUCUUUUCCGCGUUAUAUGUACAACAAGGGCUUUCUUCUCAAGCAAAAUUUACCGAGUUUCCACGGAACGUGACAGCGACUGAAGGGCAGAAUGUGGAGAUGUCCUGCGCUUUCCAGAGUGGCUCCGCCUCGGUAUAUCUGGAAAUCCAGUGGUGGUUCCUGCGAGCACCAGAGGACGUUGAGCCGGGGACCGAAGUGGCCGGCGCGCAGGUGGAGCUCUUACCCGACCGCGACAGGGACCCGGACAGCGACGGCACCAAGAUCAGCACAGUGAAAGUCCAAGGAAAUGACAUCUCCCACAAGCUUCAGAUUUCCAAAGUGAGGAAAAAGGAUGAAGGCCUAUAUGAGUGCAGGGUGACCGAUGCCAAUUACGGGGAGCUUCAGGAACACAAGGCCCAGGCCUACCUGAAGGUCAACGCCCACAGCCACGCCCGCAGGAUGCAGGCCUUUGAGGCCUCACCCAUGUGGCUGCAAGAUGCAAAACCUCGCAGGAACGUGUCUGCUGCGGCCCCUGGCAGCAUCCACAGCCCCGCCAACCACCGCGCGCACUCCACCUCCAGUCCGCACGCCAUAGCCAAAAUCCCCAAACAAAGUCCGCAAUCAGGUGCGAGGAUAGCUACAAGCCAUGGACUUUCUGUCCUGCUUCUUGUUUGUGGCUUUGUGAAGGGUGCUUUGCUUUAAUCUAAAGUGCUGACUUUUUUCCAAUAUCACUUUCUCUUCUUAAAGCAAAGAGCAAAUGGCCUGUAAAAUCUACGGAGCGGACAGCAAAGUUGACCCUAAACUCCAAGCACCACCCUGCACCCACUGUACUCUAAUUACCUACAUAGGAGCGCCUGCUUCUGGACGCAUACAAGAAGAGGCUAUCAAACGCUUUGUUGAUAAUAUUUUCUUUGGCAAAUCACUGGUCUUUUAUUUCAAGAGAAUUAGCGUGCAGUGAUAGGACACUUUCUAACAGCAAGCUCUAUUUUUUUUUUUCCUUUCCUUUCAUUGGCGACUAAAACUAUCAUCUCAUCGACUGCUCAGGGGUUGGCCUGGACGUCAUCGGUAUAGUAAAUACUUACUGUGGAUACCACUGAUUUCCCACAAAGGACCCAUUAUCUGCAGGCAGUGAACAGAGAUCAAAAAGCUCCAGAACAUAAACUAUCAUCAAACAAAACCCCCUUUUGGUAGCAAGAACAAAAGCAUCAACACUGCAGGUCAACAAGGAAGACAUUAUUUUAAAUAAGGAAUAACAAAGAAUUUUUUUAUUUUCUCCUUUUUCUUGGAUUUUUCUUCUUUUUUCUUGAUUACAGUUCUUGUUCGCUGGUGGCAAGUGCUGAUUAUGGCCAAUCCCUGUCAAUCCUGGGAGGUUUAUAGUCAUACAUUAUGAGUGUUCUAUAUUUCAGUGUAUUUUAAUUCAUUUUGCAAUUCCUGUAUAUGCAAUCAUGACAAAUUCUGUAAAUUGCUUAUAGUAUGUGUGCUAUAACUUCAAAGUAAAUGUACUAUGACCCUCAUGCAAGCUGAUUUUUAUCAUUAUAUAUAUAAAUAUAUACUUAUGGAUA